AUGGCGGACGACAGCGACGACUCCCUCGACAUCAUCAGCAGUCGCGUCGCUCCUGCGGCGCCCCCUCGACCAACCGGCUUCGCCGCGGCUACGGGGAACGGACAUGGCGAGCGCAUCGCUUUCUCGGACGAUGAGGACGCGGACGCGGCAUAUCUCAACUUCAAAAAUCGCAAAAAAAUCGCCGCAAAGAAGACGAAUGAUGCAGCAAAGAAAUCAAAGGCGAGAAUGGCGAAGAAGGGCGCGGUCGUGGGCCGCAAAGAGCCUCGAACUGCCCUCCCAACAGCCAAGAGAGACCGCGAAUCGGACAGCAGCGACGACGAACACGACCUAAUGGAAGACACCCUCCCCGAAUAUCUCAAAUCCCGGCGCAAGGCGUGGGAACAGACCCGCGCAGAACUCGGCAAUGCCGGCCUCCUCAUCCCUCCUCACUUUGAGCCCGACUUCUUCGGCUAUGUGGAUCUCGAAGAGGUGGCAGAGAGACCCAGCUUCCCCGUCACUCCACCACUGUCAUAUUUCGACAUCAAACUCCGCAGUGCUGGYGUCAUCCCCGCCGCAAUUGCACAAUGGCUGAAGCCGUAUCAGAUCGACGGCACCGCAUGGCUGCAUGAGAUGUUUGUGGCGCAGAAAGGAUGCCUUCUUGGAGACGACAUGGGACUUGGAAAGACCAUCCAAGUCAUAUCGUUCUUGACAGUCGCAUUUGGCAAGACCGGAGACGAGCGAGAUGCGAAGCGCAUGCGCAUGUGGCGGCGACGAUACCCAGACAACAAUCUCAACACAUUCAACCCGAAGAUAUGGUAUCCGCGGGUACUCAUCAUCUGUCCCGGUGGAUUGCUGGCGAAUUGGCAAAAAGAGCUCGAAACUUGGGGAUGGUGGCAUCUCUAUGUCUUCCACGGCAACAAUGCGGCCAAAGAAGCUGCACUAGCUGCGGCAGAGAACGGGCGGCUCGAAAUCAUGCUCACAACAUACCACACCUACCUUCUCAACGAGAGCGCCAUCAACAACAUCCAUUGGGACUGUGUCAUUGCGGAUGAGUGCCACACCAUCAAGUCGCGCAAGACGGAAAUUACUCAGGCCAUGUGCAAGCUCAAUGCUUUGUGUCGAAUUGGUCUGAGUGGGACGAUGAUCCAAAACAACUAUGACGAGUUGUGGACGCUUCUCAACUGGGCCAAUCCGGGGGCUGUGGGAGCGAUUGCUUCGUGGAAGCGGUGUAUCAGCAUACCCUUGAAGAUUGGCCAGAGCCAUGAUGCGACCAUGUCACAACUCUCAAAAGCAAGACGAGUGGCCACGAAGUUGGUGAACAAACUGCUUCCUCGAUUCUUCAAGCGCCGAACCAAGGCUUUGAUUGCGCAUCAGCUGCCGAAGAAGAGCGAUCUAGUCGUGUUUUGCCCGCUGACCGAAACUCAGUCUGAAGCAUACAACAACUUUUGUGAUUCCGAGCUGGUCCACGCCAUUCGAGACUCUGCGCUGCCAUGCAAUUGCGGUUCCGGAAAGAAGCAAGGAUCGUGCUGCCGGGCUGAGGUUGAGGGGUUCGGGAAGUGGCAAAAUCACGUCUUCCCAGUACUGGUCACGUUGCAGAAGCUCUCGAACCAUGUCGCGCUGCUCGUUCCAGAUGGUGUGACCGACCCUGAAAAACUCGAGAAGGAACUUCAGCGACUGGAAAUGGCCUUUCCCGAUUCCUGGAAGGAACUUUAUGCUGCACGCAAAAGCAUGCUGACUCACAAGAAUACUAAAUUCUGCGGCAAGUGGUUGGUGUUGAGGAAGCUUCUCAGACUGUGGUACGACAAUGGAGACAAGGUUCUGGUGUUUUCUCACUCCGUCCGGCUGCUCAAGCUGCUGCAGAGUCUUUUCAACACAACUCCCUUCAACGUGUCCUACUUGGACGGCAGCAUGAGCUAUGCCGAUCGACAAGCGGCAGUGGAUGACUUCAAUUCCGAUCCAGGCCAGUUUGUCUUUUUAAUCUCGACGAAAGCGGGUGGUGUGGGACUGAACAUAACCAGCGCGAACAAAGUUGUGGUUGUGGAUCCGAACUGGAAUCCUUCUUAUGAUCUGCAAGCUCAAGAUCGUGCAUACCGCAUCGGGCAGGUCAGAGAUGUGGAUGUUUUUCGGCUUGUCUCGGCGGGUACUGUGGAAGAAAUUGUCUAUGCGAGACAAAUUUACAAGCAGCAACAGGCCAACAUCGGCUAUAACGCAUCCGUCGAGCGCCGCUACUUUACUGGUAUCCAAGAUCAGAAGGACCAAAAGGGCGAGAUCUUCGGGCUGAGGAACCUCUUUGCUCCUCAACAGGGGAAUCUCGUGUUGAGGGACAUUGUCAAUAAAACCAACAUUGCCGAGACGAGAGCUGGUGUGCAAAUCGCUGGACUAGAUCUUGAGGCUGCGGGUGAAGAUGAAGAUGGUUUCGGUCCACUGGAUUCCAAGGAAGAUGCGGCGAUCAACUUGCUUGCAGCGGAAAUCAUCGACGAGCCAGCGCAGAGACGCAUGUUGGCCAACGCGAAAGCCAAGCGCAAGGAUCCCGUGCAGGCCAUUCUACAACAGGCUGGGGUGGAAUAUACACAUGAGAAUGCUGAGGUCAUCGGUACGAGUAAAAUCGAGACGAGAAUCAGCAGUCGUGCGCAAAAGGCUGGCGAUGAUGCAGAUCACAUCAACGAGCUCGCAUUUGCGGGGAAUCAAGAAGACUUGGAGGGUUUGAUGAUGGGUGGGGAUGACGAUAACGGUGUUGAUUGUGGAGAUGGGCUUGGAGAGGUGCGUUACAGAUUCCGACCGCCUGAGGACGUGAGGCGCAGGCAGUUCUGUGCCAUGGCGCAAUUCUUUGGGUAUGGGGAGAAAGUCACCGAGUUUGCGCUCGUCGUUGAGGGAUGGACGCAGGCUGAGCGGAGGGAUUGUCUGGAGAGGUUUUAUUUGGAGAGGAGGAGGGAGUUGGGUGCGAGAAGAUGA
Molecule: messenger RNA, 2931 nt
Organism: Ramularia collo-cygni
Lineage: Eukaryota; Fungi; Ascomycota; Dothideomycetes; Mycosphaerellales; Mycosphaerellaceae
Product: related to DNA excision repair protein (Rad26L)
Exons: 1
Coding region: 1-2931 (976 amino acids)
Molecular function (GO): ATP-dependent chromatin remodeler activity; ATP binding
Source: RefSeq, a predicted model, not a curated record